UCACGUGGCUGCGUGAUGGUUUCAGGAGCUGGACGGACUCGUGGAAAUAAACCGAAUGACCCACAAAUUGCUGAGCAAGUUCAUGGCCCUGGACAGCUUCGACGCCAUGUUCCGCGAGGCCAAUCACAACGUGUCCGCGCCUUACGGGAGAAUCACGCUGCACGUCUUCUGGGAGCUCAACUACGACUUCCUGCCGAAUUACUGUUACAACGGAUCCACCAACAGAUUUGUUCGGACGGUGCUGCCGUUUUCUCAAGAGUUUCAGAGGGAUAAACAGCCUAAUGCCCAGCCCCAGUAUCUCCAUGGAUCAAAGGCUCUGAACUUGGCUUAUUCCAGCAUUUACGGCAACUACAGGAAUUUCGUGGGGCCGCCCCACUUCAAGGUGAUAUGCCGGCUUCUGGGCUACCAGGGCAUCGCCGUGGUGAUGGAGGAGCUACUCAAGGUGGUGAAGAGCCUGCUGCAAGGCACCAUCCUGCAGUACGUGAAGACGCUGAUGGAAGUCAUGCCCAAGAUAUGCCGUCUUCCCCGGCACGAAUACGGCUCUCCGGGGAUUCUGGAAUUCUUCCACCACCAGUUGAAGGACAUCGUGGAAUACGCGGAGCUGAAGACGGUGUGUUUCCAGAAUUUACGGGAGGUGGGGAACGCCGUCCUCUUCUGCCUCCUCAUUGAGCAGAGUCUGUCUUUGGAAGAGGUCUGCGACUUGCUGCACGCGGCUCCUUUCCAGAACAUCCUCCCCAGGGUUCACGUCAAAGAGGGCGAGAGACUGGAUGCCAAAAUGAAGAGACUGGAGUCUAAAUACGCUCCCCUCCACCUUGUUCCUCUUAUUGAGAGACUAGGAACACCGCAGCAAAUCGCCAUAGCGAGAGAAGGGGACCUGCUGACCAAGGAGCGCCUCUGCUGCGGCCUGUCCAUGUUCGAGGUGAUCCUGACCCGCAUCCGGACCUUCCUGGAUGAUCCCAUCUGGCGGGGGCCCCUGCCCAGCAACGGCGUCAUGCACGUGGAUGAGUGCGUGGAGUUCCACCGGCUCUGGAGCGCCAUGCAGUUCGUGUACUGCAUCCCGGUGGGAACGCACGAGUUCACCGUGGAGCAGUGUUUCGGAGAUGGGCUGCACUGGGCCGGCUGUAUGAUUAUCGUGCUCCUGGGACAGCAGCGGCGCUUCGAUGUGUUGGAUUUCUGCUACCAUUUGCUCAAAGUCCAGAAGCACGACGGCAAGGAUGAAGUCAUCAAGAGCGUGCCUUUGAAGAAGAUGGUGGAGAGGAUCCGUAAGUUCCAGAUCCUGAACGAUGAGAUUAUCACCAUCCUGGACAAGUAUCUGAAAUCCGGAGAUGGAGAGAGCACUCCCGUGGAGCACGUCCGCUGUUUUCAACCCCCCAUCCACCAGUCUCUGGCCAGCAAUUAACUGCGUAUCUCCUGACGGCCCCGGCCCCUCCGUACUCGGUAAUUCAGCAAGCUCUCGGACUAGUUCGCUAGAAUUUUUAAAAACGCUUCCCAGUACUUUCUGCGCCCGUUGAGGAGGCGGCGCGGCCUCGUCUUCGGGCGAAAAGCGUAAUUUUAUAUAACCCGUACUUAUUUUUAUAGACUAAAUUUUUACACUUUGGGGGGAUUGGCCGUUGGGCCAUCGGAGGGAUCCGGCAGCUGGCUCUCUGGUGGUCGCUGAACGGCCUUAUUGCCGGAUCACCCGGAGAAUACAGCGCAAGGCAAAGGGAAUAUUAGGGUUAAAGUAGAAACCGCUCGUAUUUUACCUAAUUGCGGAUUAUAUGGAAACCGUUAAGGGCUUUUUUCAUAGCUUUGAGAGACUUUCCGCGGGUGUUUUGUGAAUGAUCCUCCCCGUCCUUAAUCGUCGUUGCUUUGUACACGUCAGUGUAACACGGUAAAAGAAUCGCCAGUUGAUUCAGCUAUAUUAAAAUAGAGUGCGUGAGAAAGACUCGGAGCAAAGCCUGGCUAAUAAAGCUUUUAUCAAUCCAGA
Messenger RNA from Tachyglossus aculeatus (Australian echidna), 1966 nucleotides. Its product is annotated as cytoplasmic FMR1-interacting protein 1. Gene Ontology annotation, molecular function: small GTPase binding; RNA 7-methylguanosine cap binding. Gene Ontology annotation, cellular component: neuron projection; SCAR complex; synapse. The record is from RefSeq and is a predicted model, not a curated record. The coding region runs from base 56 to 1399 and encodes 447 amino acids. Lineage: Eukaryota; Metazoa; Chordata; Mammalia; Monotremata; Tachyglossidae. Gene Ontology annotation, biological process: cell morphogenesis; lamellipodium assembly; regulation of translation. The transcript has 10 exons.